Messenger RNA from Sugiyamaella lignohabitans, 2016 nucleotides. RefSeq lists its product as uncharacterized. Lineage: Eukaryota; Fungi; Ascomycota; Dipodascomycetes; Dipodascales; Trichomonascaceae. The coding region runs from base 1 to 2016 and encodes 671 amino acids. The record is from RefSeq and is a predicted model, not a curated record. The transcript has a single exon.
AUGAUGAUGCUGCUGCUUCUCUACAGUCAAUUUGAUAUCACCUUAUUCAUUUUCUUUGGCUGGUAUGAAUGCCGCUUUGUGUGCAAAAUGCCUGAGUCGCCUGGUUCUGGUGAACCCGAUUUAACUGCUGGCUCCGAUCCAGGUUUUGGCGAGGUUGUUUCUAGUGUCAAAGAACAUGGCAGUAGAAAGAGUCAUGGCGAUUCCACUGGAACUGAGAAAAGUAAUGGCACUACUAAUGUUGAUGGUAUUUCUUCCGGCUCUAGAACUGGUGAGCCAAUAUCUAUGACGAAGACUUCCAAUGCAUCUACUAUAUCCAUGGUAUCUACUACCUCAGGUUACAAAUGUGGCAUAUGUGAGAGUGCCCCCGGAGAUGUUGGACCCAGGGGCAAAAAGGUUUUUUUUUGCGGAUCUUGUGCCUCAUAUUCGACAUUGGGCCAUCGAAUCAGUGUAAUAAAUGUGCUGACCGAAGUCGCCACUCUGAGAAGUGAUAUCAAUGAGGUUAUAAAUAACGGUCUCUGGUACGACAAAAUUGAUUAUAAACCGAUGUAUCCACCAAUUUGGAAAGAAGACGAGGGACCAGAAAAAGAAGUUGAUAAAGAUAGACACGAAAUUGAGAAAAGUAGUGGAAUCUCUGCUAGAUCGGGCACUAAACUUACAAAUCACAAUUGGACGAACUUACUGGUAGCUCGACUACGUGACCGACAAUCUCACCUACAAAAGGUUAAUGAGGUUAUCUGGACUACAAAAGAAUCUAUUGAAGUAUUAAAUUCACGAAUAAGUCAACUUAAAGCCCUAAACGAAGAACGAAAAAACCGCAUUACAACGGCUAGACAGCAGUCAACUGAACUGUAUAAUAAGCAGAAGGAUUGCAUUAACGAGCAUAUUUCGGACAGAACUGAAAGCUCAAGAAAUUUAGUUGCAUCUAUGGAUACUCUAAAGACUAAACUACUUCGUGAUGUCUGUUCGUUGUUUGUAAUUCGAAAGGUUCGCAGGAGACGCGACAGGUUACUGAAAUCUGUACGUGAUAAAAAGAAUGAGAAAAAGUCAAACAGACCAAGUCUUAAAACCGAUCGCAGUCAUUCAACUGGAAAAUUCCCAGAGCGGAUCGGUGUAGACCACUUGGAGAGCGAGGUGAUACGAACCGAACCAGCAGAUCAAAAAGAUGAGUUUCAGGCUCGUAGUCCUCCAUUCGCUUUUUCAAGGCAAUAUGAUCUUGUACUUGGUUUUAACAUUGUGCCAGAUCUUUCAAUUCUAGCUCAUUAUUCGCAUGUGACAGUGAAUUCUGCCUUGGAAAGGUUAGCGUCACUAUGUCACCUUUUAGCAUACUACCUGGAUAUUCGUUUACCCUAUGAAAUAACUCAAACUCAUACCGGAUAUUAUAGAAUCUCGCGUCCUGGCAAAGAGAAACUUCGGCUUGACAUCACACAACCAAUACUAUCAUUUGCCAAGGAUAAGCAUCUUGAGUUCGAAGCCUAUGCAGAAGCACUGGCUAUGCUUGCAAUAAAUACUGCUGCGAUUUUGUAUAGCAGGGGUGUACAUAUUAGCCUUGUAGAAGACAUUGUCCAGGUUAACCGAACUGUGGCACUUAUCGCAGGUAUUCGUUUGGAAUCUUCUUCUGAACGAGUACACACACUACCCUCUUCAACAUCACCCCAGAAUCCUGCCGAAGGGGUUCCCUCAUCUCAACAAGCUGUCACAACUCAACCAGAGUCGUUCCAGCAUAGAGCGCCGCAACCACAGAACCGGAAUAGUACAACAGAGUCAUUCAUGCCAGACCUCUUUUCAGUGAAAGACUACAUUGUGUCUCAAAUGUAUCUAGAUAUCAGCGGUGGAUCUGCCGAGUGGAAUCUGAUAGAGAAAGAUGCGAUUCUGGAUUCUGUAGUUGAUCUCUCUGCGGAUCAAGGUGGUGACAAUGUCUCAAAUGCACCAACUCCGAAUCCAAUUGAGAUAGUACCGUCGACUGGUUCAGCUCGAGUAUCUCCACUCAACGCUCCAACUCUUUCACACGGAUUGUGA